Molecule: messenger RNA, 206 nt
Organism: Funneliformis geosporum
Lineage: Eukaryota; Fungi; Glomeromycota; Glomeromycetes; Glomerales; Glomeraceae
Source: the annotation of a GenBank genome assembly
UAAAAUCUGUUGUAGAUAAACAUCUUCAAACUCUCAAACAUGAAAAUAAUAAAAAAAAUACAAAUAACUCUAAUUAUUUAAUUCAAAAAACUAUAACUUCAUUAGUUAGAAAUAUUUUAAAUGAAAGAGAAAUAAUAAAUGUUGAAGUUGUUAAGGCUUUUACUUUUGCGAAUAUUCCUUUAGAAAAAAUUAAUGAUAAUUUUUAG